UUCUCACUUUCUCGUACAAGUUCGCGUGUCGACAAAAUCAACCCCGACCAAUCGCUUAAGAAAGUUGAUCACUUUUGUCGGAAUUUCGUCAGUGGAUGAAUCAAAAUGACUAAAGAUCACAACUUUUCCGCGGAUCAAGACACCCAGCCGAUUGAUUCUCUUCCCUCUUCGCCUUCCGACUCUGGUGACGAGAAAGAUAGUUGGAUUGGGAAUCGUGGCGAUGAGCCUUUUCAGGACGAUGCUUGGAUCAAUGAUGAGUAUAUGGAGACUCAGGUCAUAAUAGACAACGACGAUGAGUUUCUUCUCUGUCGGGAAACCCAAGCUGUGGAUUUGGGGUUUGGAACUCAAGAAGAACCGUUUGUAGAUGAUGAUCAGUUACUCCAAGGUUUUGAUGGCUUGGCUACGCAGGUGCUUGAUCGUUCUGAUGAUGAUGUUACUGUUUACUUGGUGGACAACAGCGAGGUCUCUGACUGUGGUGGUGACUCGAACAUUGGAGUUGGAGGAGGAGGAAAUCUGUUAACGAGUGAAGAUAAGAGUAGUGGAGAGCAUGCUGAUGAGAACAUGAAACCAAUGGGUGCUCUUGAUUCUCUGUCGAGUGGACAUGAAAACGUUAAGCCAACCGGAAAGGUGACUAGGUUCGCAUCAGUUCGUUCAGCAGCUUUUCGUGCUUCUGCUGUUGCAGCCCAGACGAUUCUCAAUGGUGACACUUCUACUUUAGCUUCUUCUUCUUCUGGUCAAGGAGCCACAAAUAGUUCCCUUUUACAACAAAACUUUGGAGAUGUAGGGAAUCAGAAGUCUGUUGAAAAGAAAAUUGAAGGAAAAAGAACAGCGAGGAAGCUUUUAUUUGAAGAUGAUUCCCCUGAAGAAAACUACCCUUCUCCUGCUGGUUUGAGUUAUAUAGACUCUCAAGAGCCUGGCGAGGCAUCACAGGCCAGUGCUCUUAAAUUCGUUGAUAAACUCAUUAGCGAGUCAGGUCUAAACUUUGAUGUUGAAACUGAAGCUGAAGCUGGUUAUGGAAGGAGAACACAAGUAACACUAAACAAAAUCCCGAGUGUUAAAGGUCCACAAGAAUUAGCAAAGAAAGCAAGUUUCAAAGCUAGAGCUGUUGGAAACUGUAUGUUCGACUGGGAUGAUAAUCGUGAGGAUGAAGGUGGGGGUGAUAUUUUCCUUAGAAGAAAAGAAGAACUUUUGGGGUUUGCUAGUAAACCUUCUUCCUUGCCUAGACAACUGUUACAUGAAAGUCAUAGAAGACUUGAAGUUUCAAUGGAUAAAAGAAAGGUUCAUUCUGAUUCCAGACUGUUGCAGUCUAGUGUGACUAGGAGCCAAAAGAUGAACCAAGCCGCUAAAAAGAAUCUUGGCAAAGAGUUAGAUGCAGUUUACGUGGAAGGUAAUAAUAAAACAUCUGAUAUGCGUGAUUUGGUGGCUUUAGGGUAUGAUACAAAAGUGGCUGCUGAAGCUGUUGAUGCUGUGUGCUCUGGCAAAGUUAAUGGUGCGGCUAGUUAUCUUACAGGAAAUAAACUGUCGUCACCAGGAGAAGAUAGAGGAGUCGUUACUAGACAAUCCAGGGGAACUAAGAGGAUUCAGGCUAUGGGUAAAGAGGAAUUGUUGAGAAGAAGGAUGAAUAAGGCUAGUCCUAGUCCUGCUAAAGCUUACAGGAAGAGUACUGAAAGGUCUUCAAAGAGUGACCAGCUUGAUAAGAAAGCUCCAUGCUGUUUGAAGAGCAGGAAGGUUCAUACUCCUUCACGAGAGACCAAAAAGAAUCUUGUUGAUGAGUUGGAUGAAGUUUCCAAGGAAAGUAAUACAAGAAUGUUUGAUAGGCGUGAAGAGGUAGAAGCAGGCCCUGAUACGCAGAUGGCUGCUGAAGUGAUCAGUGCUCUGCACUCUGGAGACGCCAGGGAUGAGGGUAAGAAAUCUUCACGUGGAGUUGUUACCAGGAAAUCCAAGAGACUUAAGGGGAUGCAAGCUGUAGAUGAUGGUGAUGUCGAAUCGUUGAAACCAAAAACCAAGAAGGCUAAAUCAGUUACUACUACAAAGGCUUGUGAGAAGAAUAUGGAUGAAGCUGUUGUGUCAAGUACAGAGGAAAGAGGCAGAGAAUUAUCAAACAAACGGUGUACGUCCAAGCUAGUCAAGCAAUCAAGUGGAGGUGAAGCAGAGGUGUUGAGUUAUCCCAAGCGGAGAAGGUCAGCUCGUAUUUCGCAAGAUCAGAUUACUGAGGCAGAGAGGAGUUCAGAACCUGCUUUUGAUACUCCAGCUAAGGCUAAGGAGCCUUCAAAGAAUGUAUCGCCUAUAUGCAUGGGCGAUGAGUAUCACAGACUUUCUUCACGUACAUCAAACUCUACAAGGGAGUUCCGUAGCUUGACCACACAAUCAGUGGAACCUAUUCUCGAGACAAAGAGUACAAGAAAACGAAGGGAGUUGGGUAGUGUACGUGUCUUGUUCAGCCAACAUCUUGAUGAAGAUGUGACCAAGCAUCUGAAGAAGAUUUUGGUGAAGUUUGAUAUCUCGGAAGCAUCCUCCAUGACGGAGGCAACACACUUUAUAGCGGAUAGUUUUAUGCGCACAAGGAACAUGCUGGAGGCAAUCGCUUCAGGGAAGCCAGUGGUGACAACACAGUGGCUUGAAAGCAUUGAUCAAGUGAAUAUUUAUGUUGACGAGGAUCCUUACAUACUCAGAGACUCGAAGAAGGAGAAGGAGUUUGGUUUCAACAUGGGGGUUUCUUUGGCUCGUGCACGACAGAAUCCCCUACUAAAGGGGAGAAGGGUCUUUAUAACCCCAAAUACAAAGCCUGGUUUGAACACAAUCACAACUUUGGUUAAGGCAGUUCAUGGACAGCCUGUGGAAAGAGUGGGAAGAUCUGUCCUAAGCGACGAUAGGGUCCCAGAGAAUCUUCUAGUUUUAUCAUGUGAAGAGGAUCGAGAUAUCAGCAUUCCAUUUCUAGAAAGAGGGGCUGAGGUGUAUAGCUCUGAGUUAGUGCUGAAUGGGAUAGUUACUCAGAAACUAGAGUACGAGAGGUACCGUCUCUUCACUGACCAUGUUAGGAGAACCAGGUCAACGAUAUGGAUCAGAGAUGGUAAAGGUAAGUUCCAACGCCGUUGAGGCUGAAGGAGGAAAUGUGACAAGACCAUAUCUUCACGGAAGCUCUGUUUUAGAUAUACUUUAUUAGAAAGUGGUUGUAUAUGUAGUAUGUUGUUGUCUCUGGCUUCAGCUCUUGUAAAUUAUAUACUCUGCUUGGAUUUGCUUAAACUUUUCUAAAGACUUAGAGAGAUAGAUUUUGAGUCA
Raphanus sativus (radish) is the source of this 3279-nucleotide messenger RNA. RefSeq lists its product as uncharacterized. Bases 106 to 3096 code for a protein of 996 amino acids. Lineage: Eukaryota; Viridiplantae; Streptophyta; Magnoliopsida; Brassicales; Brassicaceae. The transcript is spliced from 8 exons. The record is from RefSeq and is a predicted model, not a curated record.